GCUGACCUUCAGACAAGUUCUCAGCGUUUAAAUCUUUCAGCUUCCAAUGCUGCAGUGACUGAGCUUAAACCUGAUUGUUGUAUUGAUGAUGUCAUACACCACGAAGUAAAGGAAAUUGGAACACACAUCCUGGUGUGCGCUGUGAGUUAUACAACUCAGGGUGGAGAAAAAAUGUACUUUAGAAAAUUCUUCAAAUUUCAGGUUCUCGAACCAUUGGAUGUGAAAACCAAAUUUUACAAUGCGGAGAGUGACCUCAGUUCUGUGACUGAUGAAGUAUUUCUUGAAGCCCAGAUUCAGAAUAUUACAACCUCACCCAUGUUUACGGAAAAAGUUUCAUUGGAGCCAUCUAUAACGUGUAAUGUAACAGAAUUAAAUUCUGUCAACCAAGCUGGAGAGUGUGUAUCAACAUUUGGAUCAAGAGCAUAUUUGCAGCCAAUGGAUACACGCCAGUACUUAUACUGCCUAAAGCCCAAGAAGGAGUUUGCAGAAAAAGCGGGCAUCAUUAAGGGAGUAACAGUAAUUGGAAAAUUGGAUAUUGUAUGGAAAACAAACCUCGGUGAAAGGGGAAGGUUACAAACCAGCCAACCUCAGAGAAUGGCACCAGGUUACGGAGAUGUUCGGUUGUCUUUGGAGGCAAUUCCAGAUACUGUAAACCUAGAAGCUUUUCAUAUUACCUGUAAAAUAACUAACUGUAGCAGUGAAAGGACGAUGGAUCUGGUUUUGGAAAUGUGCAAUACCAAUUUAAUCCAUUGGUGUGGUAUUUCAGGAAGGCAGCAUGGAAAGCUGCAUCCAAGUUCCUUUCUCUGCCUUGCCCUUACUCUACUGUCUUCAGUACAGGGACUACGAAGAGUCUCCGGCUUAAGACUAACAGACACAUUCUUAAAGACAACAUAUGAGUAUGAUGACAUCGCACAAGUCUGUGUAGUAUCUUCAGCUGUUAAAGUGGAAAGCUAAAGAAAAUUCCCAGUGUUAUGCUUUUAUUUUCA
Sciurus carolinensis (gray squirrel) is the source of this 986-nucleotide messenger RNA. RefSeq names its product trafficking protein particle complex subunit 13-like. NCBI's taxonomy places the organism in Eukaryota, Metazoa, Chordata, Mammalia, Rodentia, Sciuridae. The record is from RefSeq and is a predicted model, not a curated record. Gene Ontology annotation, cellular component: TRAPPIII protein complex.